Molecule: messenger RNA, 1904 nt
Organism: Anolis carolinensis (green anole)
Lineage: Eukaryota; Metazoa; Chordata; Lepidosauria; Squamata; Anolidae
Exons: 6
Coding region: 483-1421 (312 amino acids)
Source: RefSeq, a predicted model, not a curated record
AUUUUAUAUAAAUAUUCAUAUUGCCUAAUUUGCAUAACUGGCCUGCAUUCGGAAGUAAUUAGAAUAGAAUCACUAACACUGCUCAACAGCAAACUCCACACGUCAACUGAAGCUCUGAAAACAUCGUGGAUUUCAUCCCACUUUACGGAAUACACAAGCUGCUCAUAAAUUCUCCUCCAUGCCUCCAGUUCUGAAUAUUUAAAGAAGCCGUCCAAAGGAUAUGUGAGCUGGAUUUCUCCAGCAUGAUGAGAGAUGUGUGCAAAAAUAUUCUGGUAUCUAUAUCACGAAAUACAACAUCAAACGGCACUUUGAUUGUCUGCAGAUGAGAUGGAAUCAAAGUAGUGACGGAAUUGAUAACAUACUUCGUUAAGGCUCACAUACCCGAACCAUAAUUCACCAUUAUUAAGGAAAUCCUGGCAAAAUUUCAAUUGCUCUGUUCUUAGAGAGCCCAUCACCUUAUUGCAGUGAGUGCCCAACACAACAUGUUUGGUCCAGACUCCUUCUUCCUUGAGGGUUCCUAUAACAGAAAUGCCAGGCUCUGGACAUCGGAAGCGAAAUUUUUGAGCACCUUUGGGCAGGAAAACAGGUGGCACUCGAAAAAGUCCUCACCAGGAACCUACUCUACCCCAUGGAAUCAUAUCCAAGGUGAAAGGAAAGAUAAUAAAAAGAAGAGGGUGUCAACCAAGCAGUCGUUAUUUGGGGAUGGCCAACUCUUCAAUCCCAGUGAACCCCUCAGAUAUACAGAGCAAGAAGCUGUUGAGACCUCAAAACAGGCGAGCAGUCACAGAGGAAGUGCCAAGAACAGCGAGAGGGAGCCUAAGCAUCCACGAGAACCUCAGUUACCCAGAAUUGAUCAGCCUCAACAGAGACCUCGCAGUCAGGCUCCUUCUGAGGACACAGUGCAAAAUCGGGUGACAACCCCAUACCUGAGCAGUGUCCUAAACCAAAGAAAGUACGAGAGCAUUUUCAAACGCAAUCUUGAAGAAGGACUCCUGAAAAGAAUAGCAAGACGAAAAGUCCGUCGGCGUGUGUUUGGAGAAAUUGAUGCCAAAAAGGUCAACCAGUUUGGGACUGCCUGCUCACCUUUUCGUGCCCUUGCAACUACAGAGAUGGAGACUUUCACUUUACCCAGCAACUUACCCAUGACAUCACGGAUGGUGAGCAGGGGACUGGUUUGCACAACAGAGUCCGACUUAAAAACAAUGAAACUCACCUUCCCAGAAGUAGAAGAAGAGAAUGCUGAAGAGACCAAGCCAAGUGACAAGAAGAAUGCCCUGGACCAGACCAAAAAGUCUAUGCUGCCUCCAUUGCUUCAUCCAACGAGAUCACGGCUCUCUGAAAAUAAGAAGACUUCAGGUUUCCGCCUUCCUUCUGUUCCCAUAGUAAAGGCAUCUACAUCAUUAAAGUGGGGAAAGUACUAAAGUCUUCUUAAGCAAGCCCAUGUGAUUUCCAAGUGCUGCAAUAUUGGGACCUGGCCAGCGACUACCAACUCUCAUUUACUCAGAAACUAUUCCACUUGGAUAUACAGUAUGAAUGUUUCAAGAAAAGAACAUUGAUAUAUAUUACAUUACAAGUGCAGAAAUGUCAAAAGUGACUGGCUGAAGCAAGUGACACAGGCCUCUUUGGUGGGCCAAACUGAAAAUGAAUUUAGUUGUAUACAGCACCAGAAUAAAGCAAGGCAGAUAUUUAUCAGGGGUGCUUAGCAUACUUUUAAGUUUGAAUGUAAAACUUUUGAAUGUAGUCAAGUAGUCAUACAGAACACAGGGAGAAAACUGAUUUUUAAAAAGCGAAUGUAUAUACUUGCUCAUUUUAUUUUUGAACUUGAAGACUUUUGAUUUUAGGAAGUAUUAAAAAUAUUGCUUUGUGAAAAGAACCUGAGUUUUAAUACAAGUUGAUAUAAAGUG